AUGAACCGACUUUCAUUGCUAGUUGUCUUCGCUUUCGCUUGUUUUGCGAAUAUCGAGGCGUUUGGAGGGUUCAGCAGUAACUUUUACAACUUUUUGGUGCAGAAAUAUGGGAAAGAAUAUGCGGAUAAAUUGAAUCGAAGGGAUAUCCAGAAAUACCCGGGCUCAUUUGGAGGGGGACCUCAUGUGGCUGGAGAAAAAAUGAAGCAAGUGAUCAGAUAAAAAGGCUCAAAACACGAUAUUUUUAGAAAAAUUCCGACUGUUUUUGUGCACGGUUACAGUAAUGGCGCUUACAUUUUCUUCUUCACAAUCCUCCCGUAUCUCGGAUUACGAGGAUAUUCGUUCCAAGAAAUGUAUGGUACUUCUUAUGGGACUUAUGAUCCAAAUAAAGGAAUGGAUCAGACCGGAGUAAACUGCGAAUACAUCUUGAUGGUAGGUCAUGUAAUGCUUAUGUUGUAAUCAAAUUUUUAUUAUGUGAAUUGUGGCAUAAUGUUUUCAGAAUCGUCGACUAAUCCAGGCUGUCAGCGAAUUCACCAAUUCAACGGUGAAUGUGGUCUCGGUGUCGACUGGAGGGCCAGUUGUGAGAAAGGUAAGUACCGUAGUUCAAGUACAGAGAUGGCACCGGCCCAAAUUUCGGCUCCGGCUCUUGGCUCCCAGAGCCGGAGCUAAUUCCAACCUUACGGAUCCGACUCCCAUGCAAAUUUUAAAAGGCCUCCAGCUCCGGCUUUCGGCUACCGUGCAAUUUUUAAAAAAAAUAUUUUUCCAAAAAUAAAAGUUAUCGUAAGUCGUACGCAACACAUCCUUCCAAGCAUUUUUCAAAUUUCUAUCGGAAUUUUUACUUUUCUGGAUGAAGCCCGGCCCGACUUUGGGCUCGGGAGCCGGAGCCAGAAAUUUUAGGGGUGGCACGGAGCCAAGAGCCGGCUCCGGAGCCGUGGCAAUCUCUGGUUAAGGGUAAUACAAUUUGGUCACGUUAGGGCGAAAAUAUCUCGUUUUCGACUUGAUUUUGCAUCUUCAAACGAAUUUGAUAAAUUUUUUUGAUUGAAUUUGCAGUGUGCACAAAAAAAAUUUUUUGGACCGAGCGAAGAAAUUUUCAGUUUUGCACUGUGCGGCAGAUAAACAAAAGUUCUGUUUUUUUGCAAGGCGCCCGCACUGUGCAGUACAUUCAAAAAAAUGACAUUCCUUUGAUUGCACGGUACAAAAUGGUAUAAAUCACUGCACUGUGCACAGUGCAGUGAUUUCAAAGAUAUUCUUGUUAAUUUUUAUGUCUGGAGACCUGAAACAGAGACAUUUGUCUAAUCAUAAAUUAUGUUGACACCAACAACAUAGUUAGUUUUAUAUUACUCUAGGCAAUCCUCGGAGGGAAAUGUGUUGAGACCGGAGAAGAUCUGGGCGCACCGAUAAGCCAUCUGGUAAAUGUUUACAUCUCCGUUUGUGGAGCCAAUCAUGGAGCUGGCAGUUGCCAACAGGUCGGAGCCGCCCCGAUAUGCAACAAAAUCAAUGGAUUGGCGUGUGAGAGCAAGAUUUUCCCUGAUAUUAAUGCAGUGUAAGUUAAUACUUUUUAUGUCUAAACAUCUUCUAGUGGUGGUUACGAAGGGAAGAAGCGAUAUGUAAUCGAGUCCAUGGCGGAUGACGUCGUUUUCUUCAAGGCCUGCGGCACAAAAACCAUGGAAUUCAAAAAUAUGACGGGAAAAUACGUAUUGAGAAAGCUGACUCAUGCUCAGACCUUCACCCAGACCUUUGCUCUGCAAUACCGGCUAUUGUCGGAGCAGUAA
Messenger RNA from Bursaphelenchus xylophilus (pine wood nematode), 1769 nucleotides. NCBI's taxonomy places the organism in Eukaryota, Metazoa, Nematoda, Chromadorea, Rhabditida, Aphelenchoididae. The record is from the annotation of a GenBank genome assembly.